Messenger RNA from Clupea harengus (Atlantic herring), 1448 nucleotides. RefSeq names its product peroxisomal sarcosine oxidase-like. Lineage: Eukaryota; Metazoa; Chordata; Actinopteri; Clupeiformes; Clupeidae. The record is from RefSeq and is a predicted model, not a curated record. Gene Ontology annotation, cellular component: peroxisome. Gene Ontology annotation, molecular function: flavin adenine dinucleotide binding; L-pipecolate oxidase activity; sarcosine oxidase activity.
UGUGUGUGUGUGUGUGUGUGUGUGUUUGUUUAUUGGCACAAAGUCCCCAGAGCCUACUUCAGAGGGUCAGCCCAGUUCAGCUCAGCUCAGAGAGAGCAAGCAGAGCAGCCAGCAUGUCGCUGCAGCAGGACUCUGACUAUGACUACGACUGCAUCGUGGUGGGAGCGGGGGUGCAGGGCUGCUGCACAGCCUACCAGCUGGCUCAGAACCACCAGAGAACACUGCUGCUGGAACAGUUCCUCCUGCCCCACUCUCGCGGGAGCUCUCAUGGGCAGACGCGGAUCAUCAGGAAGGCCUACGAGCAGGUUUACGCCCACAUGAUGGAGGACUGCUACAAGAUGUGGGCACAGCUGGAGAGGGAGACCAACACCACACUCUUCAGACGUACCGGGCUCCUGGUGAAAGGUCCGACGGAUGAACGGGACUUCCAGCUCUUCAGAGACACGCUGCGGAGGAACCAUGUUCCCACGGAAACGUUAACACCAGACGAGUUUGCCCGCCGGUUGCCCCACAUGGCACUGCUGAGGGGGGAGGGGGCCGUCAUAGACACCACGGCUGGGGUGCUGUUCGCCGACAAAGCUCUGCGGGCAGCUCAGAGCUACUUCCGAUCUCUGGGCGGCGUGAUAAAGGAUGGGGAGAAGGUGUUGAACAUUAAGCCUGGCUCCACGGUAACUGUGACGACCGCAUCAGGGGAGUACAGAGCAAAGAGCCUCAUCAUCACGGCUGGGCCCUGGGCCAACACCCUGCUAUCGCACACGGGCCUGCAACUGCCACUCACGGUGGUGAAGAUUAAUGUGUGUUACUGGAGGGAGAAGGUUCCGGGCACAUAUGGAGCAGAUGCCAACUUCCCCUGCUUCCUUCAGACCACCUCAGAGGGGGCAGAGUACCACAUCUACGGCCUGCCCUCCAACGAGUACCCAGGGCUGGUGAAGAUCUGCUACCACAUGGGCAGUGAGACGGAACCUGACCAGCGGGACAGACAGACAGACCAAUCAGACGUGCGGAUUCUCUCUCGCUUUGUGACCCGCUACAUGCCGGGUCUGGAGCCAGAACCAGCGGUGGUGGAGAGCUGCAUGUACACGGUGACACCAGACCAUCACUUUGUCCUGGACCGGCACCCUUCCCACGGGAACAUCAUCAUUGGAGCUGGGUUCUCAGGUCAUGGCUUCAAAUUUGGCCCAAUCGUGGGUAAGAUCCUAUGUGAACUCAGCCUCGGGAAACUGCCCUCCUAUGACCUCUCACCUUUCAGAAUCCAGCGCUUCCAGACCCAUCAGAAGUCUUCUCUGUAGACACACACACACACACACACACACACACACACACACACGCACGCACGCACACACACACACACCUCCACCAGACAACAUUUAUGAGAACAGAUUCAUAAAUCACAUUCAUAACCAGACUAAAAUUCUCUUAAUGAAUAAAGAAAAUAAAAGAGAACAAAU